AUGGUUAACGAGGAGCCUGAAGUCAUAUUGCACAAUUGCCUGGCAAACAGCACAUCUCCAUACCUCCGAGCGCACAAGGACAAUCUUGUGGCCUGGCAAGAAUGGUCCGAGAAGGCCAUCUCCUUAGCAAAACGCUCUCAGCGACUCAUCUUUCUCAGUAUUGGCUACAAUGCAUGUCAUUGGUGCCAUGUCAUGGAACGAGAAUCUUUCAACUCCCCUGAAAUUGCCGACAUCCUCAACCAAUCGUUCAUCCCAAUCAAACUGGACCGAGAAUCUCGUCCCGAUCUGGACGAUAUCUACAUGAGCUAUGUCACUGCAACCACCGGUUCCGGUGGAUGGCCAUUGAAUGUCUUCCUCACCCCCGACCUGAAACCCGUCUUCGGGGGCACAUACUGGCCUGGCCCAUCACCAACCACCCACCUCCAACGAGGAACUCCUCACGAUGAGCCCCCGGUCACCUUUAUCGACAUUUUGCACAAGAUGCAAGAAGUCUGGACGACACAACGGGAACGAUGUCUUCAGUCAUCCACCGACAUCACCAACCAACUACUCGCCUUCGCGGCGGAGGGCAUUCAUUCCCAUUCCACUGUCCAAAUCCGAGGAACUGAACCGCCUUCUUCAGACCCCCCCGAACCUUUAGAUCUGGACCUUCUCGAUGAUGCCCUCAGCCACUUUAUUUCUCGAUAUGAUUCGACAUAUGGUGGAUUCAGCGCCAAUCCGACCGCCCCGAAAUUCCCCACGCCCUCCAAUCUCACAUUUCUUCUUCGAAUCGGUGCAGCGAUUGCGCAGCCGUCCACCCAUACACGCUUCGGUUUCUUCAGUCCAGUUCCGGGCAUUUUAGGUCGAGAGUCAUGCGUCACCGCGGCAAGAAUGUCGCUUCACACGCUCCUCGCCAUUUCACGAUCGGGCCUCCGAGACCAAUUAGGAUAUGGGUUCCAUCGAUACAGCGUCACCGCCGACUGGAAUCUCCCGCACUUUGAGAAAAUGAUGUGCGACAACGCUCAACUUUUAGGCUGCUACUGCGAUGCAUGGGCACUGGGUCGUGAUCCCGAGAUCUUGGGCACCAUCUACAGCCUCGUCGAAUACUUCGCCAACUCCGAAUCUCCCAUCGUCCAACCCGGUGGUGGCUGGUAUGCCAGUGAAGACGCGGAUUCUCGCGCCACUCUCUCCGCCGUCGCCAACGGCGUCACAGAUGACAAGAAAGAAGGCGCCUUCUACGUCUGGACAUAUAAAGAAUUCCAGUCCAUCCUCGGCGAGCGCAACGCAGCAAUUCUGGCCCGCCACUUCGGCGUCAAACCCGACGGCAACGUCCCCGCCCAGCACGACGUGCACGAUGAAUUCUUGACUCAAAACGUGCUUCACAUCCAAGCAACGCCAUCUGUGCUCGCGAAGGAAUUCGGUCUCGCCGAAGAAGAAAUCGUGCGCGUUAUCAAAAGCGGCCGGGCAGAAUUGCUCGAGUACCGAAAAUCCAAACGCGAACAACCUGAAGUCGACACCAAGAUCAUCGCCUCAUGGAACGGUCUCGCAAUCGCCGCCCUCGCACGCGCGGCUAACACUCUCUCCACCAUCGACAAACAUCGCGCAGCAAGAUGCCAGGAAGCCGCCGAGAAAGCCGCGGCAUUCAUUCGAAGGGAACUGUACGAUGAAACUACCGGCAAACUCUAUCGCACUCCGAAGCCGUCCACGACCACUCCCGAUGAAGACACUCAUAUGGCAUUUGUCGACGACUACGCCUACAUGACGCUCGCGAAUCUAGCAUUAUACGACCUCACCCUCUCGCAACCCUACCUCGACUGGGCCGUACGAUUACAAAAUUAUCUCGACACGCACUUCAUCGCCACCACCACGGGUGGCUACUUCCAAGCCGAGCAAUCUACGCCAAUGGAGCAAAUCAUCCGCUUGAAGCCCGGCACGGACAACGCGCUCCCUUCACCUAAUGGCAUCAUCUGCACCAACCUCCUAUACUUAUCGUCAUACAUCCAAGAUAAGAAUGCGGAAUACACCGCCAAAGCACGCGCGGUCCUCGACGCGUUCGCCGUCGAAAUGAUUCAGCAUCCGUUCCUGUAUGUGAGCCUGCUUUCGGGAGUUGUGAUGGAACAGGUGGGCGUCAAGACGCUGAUUGCGCCCAUGACGAUGCGCGAGAGUCAAGUGAGGAAGCUUAAGGGGUGGGGAAGGACAGUGGUCAGAGGAAUCGUGCAAACGGUGAUGAUCUGUACAAGGGACGGGACGUGUAGGGAGUUGAGGCAGAGUGACCUGGAGGAUGAGGAUGAGCAUGAAGACCACGCAGAUGAUGCGCCGAGCGUAAGCGGGUCGACGGGUGCGGCUACGGGUACGAAUACCACGACGGCUCCAAACCCAGCGCCGGCGCCGGCGAGUGUUAUGGCCUGA
Rhinocladiella mackenziei CBS 650.93 is the source of this 2388-nucleotide messenger RNA. RefSeq lists its product as uncharacterized. Gene Ontology annotation, biological process: carbohydrate metabolic process. Bases 1 to 2388 code for a protein of 795 amino acids. The transcript is spliced from 3 exons. NCBI's taxonomy places the organism in Eukaryota, Fungi, Ascomycota, Eurotiomycetes, Chaetothyriales, Herpotrichiellaceae. The record is from RefSeq and is a predicted model, not a curated record.